Penaeus chinensis is the source of this 576-nucleotide messenger RNA. Its product is annotated as histone H1-delta-like. The record is from RefSeq and is a predicted model, not a curated record. The transcript has 3 exons. The coding region runs from base 1 to 576 and encodes 191 amino acids. Lineage: Eukaryota; Metazoa; Arthropoda; Malacostraca; Decapoda; Penaeidae. Gene Ontology annotation, biological process: nucleosome assembly; chromosome condensation; negative regulation of DNA recombination. Gene Ontology annotation, cellular component: nucleus; nucleosome. Gene Ontology annotation, molecular function: double-stranded DNA binding; structural constituent of chromatin; nucleosomal DNA binding.
AUGUCGAGCACGUCCGCCAAGCGCCCUCCGGCCAAGCGCGCCCAUCCCAAGUACAGCGAGAUGGUCGCCGCCGCCCUCAGGGCCCUCAAGGAGCGCAACGGGUCCUCUCGCCAAGCCAUCCUCAGGUUCAUCCUCGCUUCCUUCCAGAUCGGGGACGAGAAGUUCGCCGGCGUUCACCUGAAGCAGGCGCUGAGGAGGGCCGUUGCCGGCGGGUCCCUUCAGCAGACCAAGGGCACCGGCGCCUCCGGUUCCUUCAAACUUUCGAAGGAGGAAGAUGCUGCCACAAAAUCCACAGCAAAGAAGGUUUCUCCGAAGUCCUCCACAAAGAAGCCAGCCGCUAAGAAAGUAUCCCCAAAGCCCUCCGCUAAGAAGGCGUCCGCCAACAAACCACCGACGAAGAAAAACGGAGUGAAGAAGGACAAAGACACAAAGAAACCUAUCGCUAAAAAAGUAUCUACAAAGGAGGCCAAAGCAACAAAGAAAGACACGACCAAAGCAACCGUCAGAAGCUCAUCACAACCACCCUCGGCCUUGGCUUCACCAAACGCCUUUUCAGAGCGUCUUCGAGUGCAUUAG